AAUGUUUUGAAAAUAAUGAUUAAAUUUGAGCCCUUGGUGGCGCUAAAUAUACACCGACAAAACUGUAGAGGGCAGCAAACAGCCGACCAGAGAAAGCGAGAGCGCGGAGAAAAAAACUUGCUGAAGAAAUACACAACUGUGUUGUUCACAUUGACCAUGAGGUUGUCAGCAAUGCCCAGUGACGCUGGUUAUGGAGAACAGGAGCAAGAUGCUAAUACGGCACUGUUGGAGCUUGAUAAAGGUCUACGAUCUCUCAAAGUGGGGGAACAGUGUGAGGCCAUAGUGCGUUUUCCUCGGCUGUUUGAGAAGUAUCCGUUCCCUAUCCUCAUCAAUUCUGCCUUCUUGAAGCUUGCUGACGUCUUCAGGGACGGGAGUAACUUUCUGCGUCUGUGCGUGGUGAAGGUUGCACAACAGAGCCGGCUCCAUUUGGACAAGAUACUCAACGUGGAUGAGUUCGUCCGGCGAAUCUUUUUUGUCAUCCAUAGCAACGACCCUGUUGCCAGGGCGAUAACCCUCAGAGUCUUGGGAAGUAUCGCAGGCAUCAUUGCCGAGAAGAAGAAUGUACACCAUAGCAUUCACAAUGGUCUGGAUUCCCACGACAGGGUAGAGCUUGAGUCAGCCAUCUAUGCUGCCUCCUGCUUCUCUGCUGAAUCAAGAACGUUUGCCUCAGGGAUCUGUCACAAGCUAGCCGAGCUGAUCCAGGGACUGUCCAUUCCAGCCGAGAUCAAGCUGAAGCUCAUCCCGAUCUUCAAGCACAUGCACCACGACACUCCCUCGGCGGCCUUUGCCCGCCAGCUCUGCCUGGAUCUCCUGCCGUCCUACCCAGCCAAGAGCUUCCUGACCAUCACGCUGCGGACUUUAUCACAGCUGGCCGCUGCUUCACUGGUUCAUAUUCCAGAUCAGGUUGGUCUUCUUUUGGGCUAUCUAUGCCAUGAUCCCCGCAUAGCCGUUCAGAUGACCUGCGUACAGGACUUGUGCCUCUUGGCCAGGAAGGCACCUCACAUGUGGACUGGCGACAACCUCUCUACUCUGACCCAGCAGUGCCAGGGUCGCGAGUCAACAACCUUGCUGGCCAACCGACUCAGAAUCCUGGCCAUUCUCUUUGCCACGCCGGCCCUGUUGUUGCAGGAACAAGUUGAGGCCAUUGCAACCCUCUGUAGCACCCUGAGUCACCACUGGGACGUGAGCGUCGCGGCAACGGCCAUCCAGAUAAGGACCCUUCUGGCCAAAUGGGGGAAUGCUGGCCCUGGUUUCCAUGACAACCGAGAAUCCCUCGUCCUCUCGUACAUGGCGAUAGCAUCGGCAGCUCAGAAUGUUGUCAUACAGUGCUUGGCCGAGGAAACAAGGACAUCAGUACAAGCCCUCAAGGUCGUGCUGGGCUGUGUCCGUGAUUUGAGUGAGAGGUGUCCAGAGGCCCUACCAGCAUUGAUCAACACACUGACCACCGCUCUGACAUCCACCUCAGGGGAGAGCAGUUUGGCAUUGUGCCAAUGUCUUGUGUCUCUUGGGGAAUCCCGACCGGAGGAUCUAUUCACCCAUCACCUGCCGAUCCUACAACAACUGUACGCUGAUGCCCUCCAUCAGGAGCAAGCUCAGGGCGACGGGAGAAACAACAGCGUGAAACACGAUAUGCUCGUUGGCUUAGCAAUGUUGCUGCUGCUAGCCGACAGGAAGGGCCGAUCCUGCCAGAGCAUCAGUCAGAAUAUCCAGAGAUUAGUUGAUCACUACCCGUGGCCAGCGUACCGCAUUGCGCACCAAGCAACAAGACUGAAUUGCCAUGAAACUGCAGCGGAAAUUUUUGUCAAGCUAGCAACACAGGUUGCCUCUGAGCACUACUACUACUGGCUGUGCGGCUUGGAGCAGUUCUGCCUGGGAGAGACCUGCCUCGCAGACAUCACUGAGAAGCCUGACAAUCUCAUGCCUUGCCUAGCCAAGGCCUUGCAACACUAUGAAAAAGGCUUGUCCAAUCUCAAGGCGGCCUCGACGCCCUCCCACCCUCUCCUGUUCCACUGUGACUACAUGAGGCUGCGGGCAGAUAUGCUGCAUUCCUGUCUGCUCCUACUGUCCUGCCUAGCAACCAUCCGGACCUGCCCGCCUCCCGCUAUUGCACCGGCUGUUGCCUUGACGAUGGGCCAGGAGCUGCUGAGAUGUGGGCACAUGGCAACAGAGAUGCAGCAAUGUGCGACACAGGUCCAACAGUUGAGUGUCCGUUAUGCUCGGCUGUACCAGACUUCCUUUGAUGCUGAUCCCGACUCGCUCAGCAAGAUCAAAUUAAUUCAACAACAGUGUUUGUUGCUUGGUCAUGCCAUUGACUGCCUCAUCCUCAACAAUCCAGCCUACAGUGGCUCCAAGCAGUGGAAUCUCCUGGGUAGCUGUAAUGCCGUGGAGGGCUCAACAGGAACCAACAAGCAACAAGCCAAAAAGCAGCUACAGUUGACGGACGCCAUCUUGAAAGAUCUGCAGAACGUUCUAGCGCAGACGGACGGACAGUCUAUUUCUCAUCAGCAUGUGAAUUGCCUAAUUGAGGCCUGUGCAGGGAUGAUGCGAUUGCCUUUUGGUUUUCCACGCUACUUCUUCCAGGCGUUACAGUCAACCAGCAUCAAGCUUGCUUUGUCACCAACUGCACGUAAUCCAAAUGAACCUGUAUCAUUGGCUACGGACACGCACUUGGCUAUGAAGGUCGAAGGUGUUAUACAGCAUGGUAGCAAACCCGGCCUUUUCCGCAAGGUGAGCAAGGUGAAGCUGGUGGUUACGUCAUCCUGCGCGACUGCCAAGACUACAGCUGUUGGCAAGUCCAGUGAGUCUGACGGUGGGACCAGUGAAGGUACGUGGUCGGUGGAGCCCCACCACGACUACUUCAGCAUCCAGAUCCUGCUGUCGCUGCCCGUGGUCGGUACCCACACCAUCAACGUAGAGGCCAGCGUGGUGGACAGCGACGGCAGCUGCUGGCAGACCGGUCCCAAGCUCAGUCUGCUGGUCAAGACGUAUGAGGAGUUCUCCUUGCAGCAGCGACAGCAGCAGCAGCAGCAGCAGCAGGCCACUGGGACCAGAUGAGCGUUGGUGGGUUGUUGCCGGCAAGCAGAGAUGACUGGUUCACACUCGUUCACACUGUUUGUGAAUACUAAAGGUGUAGCUGUUGAGCUAUAUUUCUUCAAAUCAUGGUUUGAGGCAAAGUAUUGGAGAAUUACUAGUCCCAUGGUGUGGGUGAUUUUGACUCAUGCACCGCCUUAUGCAAAGAGGAUUCCUAUCCAUUAUCAAAGUCCAAUUGCAUUAAGUGAAUUGGAAUUUACGCCUCAUUUCAGUAUACAUGUAUUUGUCAGACUCAAAAAAAUGACUCGGGGGGGGGGGGG
Patiria miniata (bat star) is the source of this 3350-nucleotide messenger RNA. It is a transcript of the gene ints7, whose product is annotated as integrator complex subunit 7-like. The transcript has 21 exons. Bases 16 to 3054 code for a protein of 1012 amino acids. Gene Ontology annotation, biological process: snRNA 3'-end processing. The record is from RefSeq and is a predicted model, not a curated record. Gene Ontology annotation, cellular component: integrator complex. Lineage: Eukaryota; Metazoa; Echinodermata; Asteroidea; Valvatida; Asterinidae.